AUGAGGUCGACGUGUCAGAUCCAGCUGAGCGAAGCCUACUUGUUGAAUGGGCAGUGCAUUCGCAACACGCCGUCGGUGAAAUCCAUGGACUAUGCCCUGGGAGCUGGCAUUCUCCUCUAUGCCUUGGCAGCAGCAGGAGGUGUCCUCGCAGCCGGCACCUCCGCCGAGCAGGUAGGCUUCAUGGUCCUUGUGCUAACAGCCCUCGUCGGCCCCGUCAUGAAUCUGCUCCUCAGGGUGAAGGCCGGCAGCGACGCUGAGACGGAAGCCGCCAGGGUAAAGAUGCAACCAGCAGGUUUCGAAGCUCUCCUCUCCCGUGGGUCAAUCGCUGAGAAGUCGACUGAGGGCAACUUUUCUUGGAGCUUCCUACAUUGGGAGGAGGUGCUCGCGGCCGGGCGGCAGAGUCGGGAAACCCGCCCAGAGACCCCCGGCGACGAAGGAAUUCCCAGUGAAGGCUGGGGGUAA
Molecule: messenger RNA, 462 nt
Organism: Symbiodinium necroappetens
Lineage: Eukaryota; Dinophyceae; Suessiales; Symbiodiniaceae
Source: the annotation of a GenBank genome assembly